UCCCUCCACGGCUGUCGGUCCAUGGGCUGCUCACGCGAUUGAGCAAAGUUUUUGGGAGCUCGGGGGAUUUGAUAGACCCUCUGUCCGGACCCAUCCUCUGUCCAGCGCUCGUGCUCUCGGCCAUAGAGUUAAUGACGGUUGCUGACGACGACACGUUAGCGCUCAUCAUGCCUGUCCGAGCAGAGUGCCUCGGUACCACCGGCUCGGCCUGCUCAUCCUCGGCCUCGCUUGUUCCCCCUGCCCCGAUCAACACCCUCCAGCCGGGGGUGGCCACCUCGCUGUUGUACAGCGGCUCACAGUUUCGGGGUUAUCAGAAGAGCAAAGGCAACUCCUACGACGUGGAGGUUGUUUUACAGCAUGUGACUGUGGCAGACUCGUAUUUGUGCGGCUACCUGAAGAUCAAAGGUUUGACUGAGGAGUAUCCGACUCUCACAACAUUCUUUGCUGGUGAAAUUAUCAGUCGAAAAAGGCCUUUUUUAACCAGGAAGUGGGACGCAGAUGAGGACGUGGACCGAAAGCACUGGGGAAAGUUCCAGCCUUUUUACAAAUAUGCCAAAAGCUUCAACUCGGACGACUUUGACUACGAAAUGCUGGACAACAGUGAUUAUGUCUUCAUGAGGUGGAAGGAGCAGUUUUUAGUCCCCGACCACACAAUCAAAGACAUUAGUGGUGCCUCCUUCGCUGGCUUCUAUUACAUCUGUUUCCAGAAGUCCACCGCCACUAUUGAGGGUUACUAUUACCAUCGGAGCUCAGAAUGGUACCAGUCUUUAAACCUAAACCACAUUCGAGAGCACAGUAUUCCUAUUUAUGAGUUUCGUUGACAAACGGACACGCGAGUACCGAGUCGAGGAGGGGACAGUUCAUACGGCUCUGUGGUGCAGCGGGACGGGAACAGCGGAGAGUCUUUUAGUGCCGAGAUCGGAGCGGACCCGGUUCCCUUCCUGCAGGGACAUCAAACGUGGUCAUACUCUCCUGUGGUGGACUGACGGGACGGAGGCACCGAGAAGGACGAGCUGAGAGGAAGUCAAAGAUCAGUGGAGGAUGGUUGGUUCUUGCAGUCACUGGAGAGCCUCAUGUUUACCUCAGAUUUCAUUUUUAAUUCUAUUUUGGUCUGUUUUUAAUUCGUGCCACCCGAUCUCUUUGCACUCGCAAAGGAUCUGUCUUCAUGUUGUCGGACAUCGAAAUAUUUUCCUGGUUUCCUUCAGUGGAGAAACACAAUUGCCUUUCAGCGAAGAGAGUUGCAAAAGAAACGCGUAUAAAGGGUGUGCGUUUGUUCACUAAAGCUUAAUUUACAUCAUCUAACAUCACUCUGACACGCCCGUAGUGUUUAAUGCAGAGUCUGAUGGUUGUGGGGUUUUUUGUGCCAAACGGUUGCAGAAAGUAGCAAUGAUGAGCAGAGGUCUACUUUUUAUGCAAGUUGUGGAUCUGGCGUUCAGGGAUGGCGUUUAUGGGCAAUACGUGUUGAAACCAACAGCUGAAUGUGAGCGUAGGAUUACAGCGACGAUGACCUCCAAACUGGUGGUUUGUAGCCAACAACCAAUCGUUUCCAAGCUGCUGCUUUUUCAAAAGCAACUCGAAGUCUUCGAAUGGCUUCAUGUCAAAGUUUCUCUAUGCAAGCCAAAGGUCACACAUGGGUCGGCUUUCUAAGAGCCCAUGACUGUUUUACGUUUCCAGGUGAUCUAUCUUCCUUUAAUUAUUUUCUAGCGGAAACGUCCGAGUAAAACUGCAUAAGAAAAACAAGCUAAAAUAGAUUUACUAACAGUUACCAGCAAUUGAAGCUCAGACAUGUGACGGUACAUUCCAACUCCAUUAGUUAAAAAGAACAUUUAAAAAAAAUUGUAUCUUUAAUAGGUGUCGGCAAAUGGGGCACAUGUGGAGUUAGACUGUCUGGAGAUUUUAAGCUGUGACAACAAAACAAUGCUAUGAUUUGGAUGUUAAUUUUAAAUAAAUUUAGUUUCAGUCUGGUCACAUUCGUCCUUUUAAUAUUCUUUCCAUCUUCAGAAGCGGUUAAACGUGGCUGAUUGAGGAAGGCACAACAGUUGAGCGUUAGAAAAAAAGCUCCGCGCAACUUGCCCGUCUACAAUGUGUCGCUGUUUGGUCAUCAGUGAAACAUAUUCUGUCAAAAAAGCACUUUUUGUGACUCGUGGAGGAAAAAGUCUAAAGUAGGAAGAUUAUAACCUCCUUUGAUACUUAAGGGUGGAGAAAAAACCUGCUGCCUUAAAAUUUUAAAUGUCCUUAAAUAUUUUGGUUUAAAUCCUGAAAGCUUAUUUCCGUGUUUGAGAAGUUAAAAUCAUUGUGGAAGGUGUUUGUGUCCCAGCUGUGUGUUGGAGCGCAUGUCCUCCGCCUGCCUCUGUUGCUUUUAGGCUUUCAGCUGCUGCAUGACUAGGGGAUUUGAUGGGCUGUGGGAAUAAUCCUUUAAUUUUGUAUUUUUAAGUAUGUGGAUUGAAAAUGUUGCAAUCCGAUUGAGAAAAAAAAUUACGUUUUUUGUUUUUUAAUCAAUCAUAUAACAGAAUGAAAAUGAGCAAUGUAAGAAACAGAUGUUUAUUUGUGAGUGUUAUUAUACAAGUCUUGCCUGAAUACACUUAAUUUAAAGAAGAUGUAUGAUUAAAUCAGCCUCAUUGGGUGAGGAGAAAUAAAGAGUGAAUUGUUUCAUA
Molecule: messenger RNA, 2654 nt
Organism: Pseudoliparis swirei
Lineage: Eukaryota; Metazoa; Chordata; Actinopteri; Perciformes; Liparidae
Gene: gid4
Product: GID complex subunit 4 homolog
Exons: 6
Coding region: 132-821 (229 amino acids)
Biological process (GO): negative regulation of gluconeogenesis; proteasome-mediated ubiquitin-dependent protein catabolic process; protein catabolic process in the vacuole
Cellular component (GO): extrinsic component of membrane; GID complex
Source: RefSeq, a predicted model, not a curated record